AUGCAAGUGCCAUGCUUCUACAAAGUGGCAAAGAAGUGCAGUUCUCAAAAUCGGAAGCAGCAGGAGUUGAAGAUGAACAAGUUUCUAGGGAGCGUGAGGAGGAAAAUGUUGGCUAAAGCCAAGAAAGAGGAGUUCGAGAAGGAGAUUUUGGACACCUUUAGGAAUGUGGAAAUCAACAUCCCGUUGCUGGAUAUGAUCAGGCAGUUACCAAAAUAUGCAAAAUUUUUGAAGGGGUUGUGUACUAACUGGAACAAGUUGAAUUUUCACGACAAAGUAAAGGUAGGUGAGAAUGCGUCAGCAGUCCUUCAAAGGAAGUUGCCGCAAAAAUGCAAGGAUCCAGGUAUGUUCACAAUAUCAUGCAUCAUAGGUCAGAAGAGGAUAGAAAGAGGUAUGCUUGAUCUAGGGACAUCUAUUAAUAUUAUGCCUUUGUCAAUAUUUAGGGUCUUAAACUUAGGACCUCUAAAAGAUACAACGGUAAUAAUUCAACUAACCGAUAGGUCUAAUGUUUACCCUGAGGGUGUAGUUGAAGGUGUCCUAGUGAAAGUUAAUGACUUUAUCUUUCCUGCUGACUUCUAUAGUGUUGACAUGAAUGACGAUAACUCAGUUAAUUUAGUUGUACUUCUUCUGGGUAGACCAUUCAUGAGUACGACCAGGACCAAGAUAGAUGUGCAUGAAGGCACCCUAUCUGUAGAAUUUGACGGGGAGACAAUUACUUUUAACAUUUUUUAUGCGAUGAAAUACCCAGAUGAUAUUGAGUCAGUUAAUUAUGUUUGUAUCACUAAUUCAAUUGUGCAAGAUCACCUUGAGCAAAAUCUUAUGGAGGAUAAGCUGGAAUUCGUGUUACAACAGAGCAAGACGAAUGCGGACGUGGAGAGCGUGGAUGAAGAGGAUACUAAAGGAGCAAUAAUGUCGCUACAUUCACUUCCAAAAUUUCUUGUGAGGUUGGUCAACUCAUAUUUACCAUUGCCUACUUCUAAUGAGAGAAUCUUGCCCUCUGUUGAACAGGCACCAGAGCUGGACUUGAAGGAAUUGCCAAAGCAUUUGAAGUAUGCAUACCUGGGAGAUCAUGGCACUCUGCCAGUCAUCAUUGCGAGUGAUCUGAUAGCAGUACAAGAAGAAAAACUCUUACGAGUGUUGCGAGAGUUUAAACCUGCAAUUGGAUGGACGUUGGCAGAUAUCAAAGGCAUAAAUUCAUCCAUUUGA
Molecule: messenger RNA, 1203 nt
Organism: Coffea eugenioides
Lineage: Eukaryota; Viridiplantae; Streptophyta; Magnoliopsida; Gentianales; Rubiaceae
Exons: 2
Coding region: 1-1203 (400 amino acids)
Source: RefSeq, a predicted model, not a curated record